AUGCAACAUAAUGGGGAUCCCAUAACACUUUAUCAGCAGGUCUUAGCAUCUUGCACUGGGGCUUUGGUUACGGCCGUACUUAUGACGCCUUUUGAUGUGGUAAAGACGAGAUUGCAAGCCCAGCAGUCAGCAGGCGGCGGCCGACUUAUACCCGAACGCUGCUCUUAUAUAUUUUGUAAUGGAUUACUCGAGCCGUUGAGUCAUCCCUGCCACCAUUCUUCUGUUAAAUUUACAGGAACUUUUGAUGCUUUUUAUAAGAUUUCAUCAACCGAAGGUGUAUAUUCUUUAUGGAGAGGCCUCCCACCGACAUUAUUAAUGGCUAUCCCUGCGACAGUAGUUUAUUUUUCUUUAUACGAUGUUCUGAAAGAUACUUAUUCAAGCAAAUUGGGUGCCGUUAACGGUGCGUUUCUGGCUGGUGUACUGGCGCGUGUUGGAGCUUCUUCUUUGAUUUCUCCUUUGGAAAUGAUAAGAACCAAAGCGCAGUCAAUGCACGAAUUUAAGCCUCCAAUUUAUAAAUCUCUUGCAAAGCAAAUAAGUUUAAUGGUAAAGGAACAGGGAUUACUUUCUUUAUACAAAGGAUUGGGUCCGACUCUCUUGCGAGACGUUCCCUUUUCAGCUAUUUAUUGGGCUUGUUAUGAAAAAAUAAUGAACACUUUUUUUACAAUGAAGCAGAAAUUUAUUUCUUCCUUUUUUGCGGGCGCUGUUAGUGGUGCUAUUGCUGCCACGCUAACUUUGCCAUUCGACGUUGUAAAAACUUAUAAACAAAUUGAUUGGACCCAUGGUUCGAAACCUCAACCAAUGAGACGGCUGCUAAAAGAAAUUGCGUUACGGGAAGGCUUCAGUGGUUUGUUCGUUGGCAUCGUGCCUCGCCUUGCUAAAGUUGCGCCUGCUUGUGCUAUAAUGAUUUCAAGUUAUGAAACAGGGAAAUUGUAUUUCCGGAGAAAUAAUCAAAUUUAG
Messenger RNA from Zophobas morio, 957 nucleotides. Its product is annotated as probable mitochondrial glutathione transporter SLC25A40. The record is from RefSeq and is a predicted model, not a curated record. The transcript has 9 exons. Gene Ontology annotation, cellular component: mitochondrion. Lineage: Eukaryota; Metazoa; Arthropoda; Insecta; Coleoptera; Tenebrionidae. Gene Ontology annotation, biological process: mitochondrial transmembrane transport. The coding region runs from base 1 to 957 and encodes 318 amino acids.